UUCGCACGCUCGGAUCAGACGUCAUCGUCUGUUUUUAGGGCAGGGAAAUCGCGAGAAAACUAAAUAUUUCCCACGUUAUUCUUUUACCCUCUACAUUGACGAUCAUCAGAGAUGUUCAGACUAUGAUUUUUUCCAGUAUAACUGGCUUCAUUCAGUGUUUAUUUCGCGUGUAAAGUUGAGUGGUACUACAAUGGCAAAUAAUCGGAUUCCUUCUGGUCCGAACACUCCGGGAAGUCAACAAACGCCGACGCAACAAAGUAUAAAGAUCUUCAUUCAGAGGGACUACUCUGAGGGGACUGCGGUGAAGUUCCAGACUAGAUUUCCCCCUGAACUGGAAGACAGAAUAGAUAGACAAACAUUUGAAUACACAAUGGAGCGUCUGAAUGAACACUUUGAGAUGGCGGAGACGGCAGACUGCAGUACAUACUGCGAAGGAUGUCUAGCUUGCCUCACAGCAUACUUCAUAUAUAUCUGCACGGAAACACAUUACGAAAAGCACUUACGGAAAGUAUCAAAAUUCAUAGCGACACAGAACGAGAGGGUGUACAACCCUCGAGGGAUACAUAUCACGGACCCCAUCCUACGGGGGCUCAGAGUGAUAGAGAUCACGAUAAUAGAUGUGCCCAACUGCCAGAGUCCUACAGGUAACUCCACAGUGUCACAAAUCCGGCACACUUGACCACCACAGGAAAACCGGGAGUUUUUCAUGUAACAAUUACGGUACUGGUUCUAAAAACCAGAUGAUUUUUAUAUUAUUUAUUGUAAUGUAAUUGUAAAAGGUGCAUGAUUAGUGUAUAGUGUAGUUGGGGUUUUGGAGCGUGCUAUGUGAAACACCAAGCCAUAGAGUUCAAUUCAUGAGACAGUGGUUCACUGUUAUUUUUUACCUGUGUUGUCUACCAAUCAAGGAAACAGUUCAAACUCGCGUACUCUUUAUACACGAAAUGUCAAGAAAAGAAGAGAGAAAAAUAAUUCCGCGUGGGUGGGUACGCGGAAUAAAUAAUAUUGCCAGAUGGGGUCAUCUGGCAAUCUCGGAUGCCCCUAAGGGGUACGCUUACCACUAAUUCAAAAUCACUUUCUAAGAACAAGACUAAAAAUUUCUACGCGACUUUAUGUGCUUAAUUCUCUGUAUUUAUUAUUUAUUUUCUCCAUAAUGCUUUAUUGUGGGUACUUUAACAUAUAAAUGUAAGUUAUAUUUAUUGAUUCUUUCUUCUUAAAUGCAUUAGUUAUCGUGUUCAUAAGAGCCUCAAACACUUCAAAGAAUACUUUUGUUCUGGUUCUCUCUUACUUAUGGGACUUAAACAUAGCUGGCAAGGAGUGGAUGUAUAUUAUACACCUCUGCCUACCCCUUCUGAGAUACAGGCGUGAUGCUAUGAUAGACUCUCUUACUUAUUCAGUUCACAUUUCACAGAUUUGGGUCUAAAAGAACUUACAUACGUCAUUAUUCACUUCUUUCGAGUUGAUGUCAAUUCGUUUAAAAGAAGAAGAAAAAUUAUAUAAACAUUGUUUUAUUUUCGAUUCCAUUCGGGCAGGCAAAGGCAACUUCGCCCAUACAGCCUGGUCUUUGGUCGUCUAAUCAUUUCUGAUGACAUUAGAAAUGUCACGACGCUCCGUAAUUCCGACUACGUAAGUACGACUACGCGAUUCGUUUUAUUCGAGUUAUUGCGUUAAGAAAACCAUUUAGGCAUUACAAUGUGCUGAACAUGCACUUAAGCGCACCACACACCAAAAACUGCAUGUUGUGAAUCACACAUCACAUUUUAUCGUAGACCUAUAUAAGUACGAGUGUUCUAAUAGAUAACACACCACAUUAAUAACAAAUUUUGUGUUUUACAGCACUCAUUAUAUGUUUUUGGUGUGUGGUACGACUUAGAAAGUUUGACAACAAUCCUUUCUUAAAUGGUUAUAGAGAGACCGAUUGGUGUAUGAUUGUAAGUGAGCGCAAAGCGUCAACUAGGUAUAGACUUCGCUUGUAGAAUGUUGUAGAGUAAACAGAUGUGUUUGAAAAGUAUCUGUUGGAAGACUAUUUGCAACAUCCAAUACUUUGAAUAUAUAUAUAUUUAUAUAUAGACCUAUGAAUAUAUAUAUAUAUUAUACUAUAUAUUUAUAUAUAGACCUACAAGGAAUGAAAAUGUUUGGUAUAGACAUAAGCGAGUCACUACUCCGUAACUGUUUUUUCCAUUUAUGUUAGUGCAAAAGUAUAAAAGUACGAAGUACCCUGGUUCGAAAAUACAGUGUUUUGUAUUUUGGAACUAGCGUAGGUACUUUUAUACUUUUGCACUAAUUUAAAUCGAAAUAACAUAAUUCGAACUUCCGUUACGGAGUCGCGACUCACACUGUCAAUUCCAUACAUUUCCAUUUUAGUUCGGUGAAAAGGCCUUUAGGCAUAUUCUGCUAAGGUGCUUUUUAGAUACGUCUGAAGUACUCUACAAAGUUUUGACCUGGACUUAGGACUUCUAACAUAAAAAAAAUGACUUAUGUAUGUUUUUAAGUAACAAAGUAAGUGUAACUUUAAGUAUUGGCAAUAUUUUCAUUAAAACUUCACCUUAUCUUAUGCGCUAACGUAAUUAAAAUCUUUAAUUUUCAUGUAAACGUCAGUUGGCAGUUAUAAGUAACAUUUUAACAUACCUAUAUAAUGCAAAAUAAUAUGCAUUUAUAUCUUAAAAGUAAUAAGUAUUGACAAGGUUUUCCCAUGAUUUCACUCACUUUCAAACAGGGAUGAGAAAAGAAUUAACAUAUAUUUUUUUAAUCUAAUAAUUAAUCGUCCAAGUGUUCUUCAAUAAGUUAAAAAUUACUUAUAAUCAUCGUUCGAAAAUGUAUUUGAAUGUGUGACAUUAUUUUCGGAUUCAUAAAUUAUUUUUUUUAUUGUCGUCUUUAUUGUAAAAAGAGAUCGAUCUUCAAUAGAUGUUAUUAACUUGUAAGCUAAGUGUGAAUAAUUGUCUCAAAAUUUUUCAACGACUGAUUUUCGUGACGUUUCUAUGAAAACUCUUUUUGCCAAAACAUUCUUCCAAUCAGUGGAGACAUUUUAUUAUAUUAAUAGCUAGCGUAGUUAGUGGUAUUGCACGUGAUUGUAGAAUUUGUUGGAUGUUGGCAAUACUGGCAAUGGAAGAAAGUUAAUAUAUGUACGUAUAGUAUAGAGUAUUUAUUAUAUUAACUUUAGUUUUACUUUUAGGUAUUUAUUUAUUUAUUUUUUGUUGCACCAUCCCGCAUCCAAGUUGUAAAUGUUUGUUUCCUUUUGUUGGUUGCCUGGAAGAAAUUGCUCUAGAGCAAUAAGGCCGCCCAAAUUGUACUGUAUUCAUGUGUUAUGUCUGAUUGUUGAAAUUCUAGUUCUGUGCAAUAAAGUAUAUUUGAUUUGAUUUGAUUUGAUUUGAAAGUACCUAUCAAUCAAUAAUAAUUAUUAUUAUUACAUCAUGCCUAUUGCUAUCGGUUUCUGGGUUGUAUACCAUCACCAUCAAUUCAAAAUUAUAUUCAAGUAAUUUGCUUCUAUUGCCUUUGUUGCAUGCAUUCUUCUUCAAAAACAUUAUUUAUACAUAAUAGCGUAUUAUGUUUUUCAUUAUGAACAAUCGAUUCUGUAUGAUUCUUAAUUAUUAUUAAGGUCUGCAUUUAUUUAAUCGUAAUUUUUCAUUAUGCUUGUCUUGCUUAGGUAGUGUUUUAUCUAGAUAAUAAUUAUAUUAUGUAUUCUAUUGCUACUUUUUUAUCUGUUAUUUUUAAUUAUGUAUGUAGUAGAUUUUAUUCGCGGUCCAAUAAUUUUCUUAAUUGUAUUUUUUAGUUAUAACCUGACCGUCCCAUCCGUACCGUAUGCCGCCUUACCAAGUAAGUGAGAUUGACAGUGCGCGCACGAUCUUUACUCCUUAGCGGCUUUCGGCCAAUUAGAAUAAAGUAAGACUCAGAGGGGGUGAGGUAAAUCUAGCUCGGCGUCCGAUACGAAUUGGUGCGGGGCAGACAGUUGUCGUUGUAUCGUGUAUUGUAUGCCGCAAGCACACCCCGGAUACUGCAUCUUUACCGUGUACCGCCUAUACUAAGCCGCCUACCCCUACGUCUAAGUGCGAGCGAGAAAAACAGUCCGCGUUCCCUCUUACUCCUUUAGCGGCUUACGGUCAUUUAGACUAAAGUAAGACUCAGAGGGGUUGAGGUAAAUCUAGCUCGGCGCCAGACGCGAAUUGGUGCGGGGCGGAGAAUUGCCGUCUUAUACGUAGUAUUAUUCUUUAUUUUAUGGCAAUUCCUCAAAAAGUCCCAUCAAAAUUAUUUACCAUACCACAGGGGAUCGUCAGGUUAUAUCAUCAAUGUCAUAGUAUUAAUAUUAUUUAAUAAUAUAAUAUUUUCAUUUUUUAGAUUAUGAUAAAUCACGCUUUAAUUUGUGGUUGUAGGUUUGAAUCUGUGCAUCUUAAAGAAUAGUUUUUUUUUUAAGAAUAACUAUUAUCUAACAAACGCAACGUUACUAAAAUUACAUAUAUUUUUGUCUCUUUCGUACUAAGUUCUAUACCGUUAGUGCGAAAGGGGCAAUUUUGUAUUUUGUGCUAGGCAGGUGCCAUUUUAAUUAGUGUAACGUUUGUUAGACCAUAACGACGAGGGCUUUUUUGUUGACUUAUUAAAUGCUUAUACAUACAUCACACCUAUUUCCCAUUGGGGUAGGCAGAGAGAGAUAUGGAAUUACAUUUAAUACAACUCUGACACACCACGUUCACUUCAUCAAAGUAAAGUAUAUGCUGGUAUUUUGCUUCAAAAACAUUCUUGUUCAGAAGUUUUACCUUGAAUUUGUAAUAAUUGUCUAAUGAAGAUGGAAUUCAUGGAAUCCAUGAAGAAAGGGAAACGUCAAACGUUGCCUGGAUAAGAAAUAUAUAACUGCCUACGUAUCUGUUAUCUUUUAAAUGAAAUGGUUCAGUUUUAUUCGUUUUAAAUAGCAAUAUUUGAUGUAGUACUAAACAGCUUUUUAGAUAUUUCUUUGGGAAUUUAUUAUGCUGUAAGUGUUUUUUAAACUAAAAUUUUGAUUAUGUAUUGUCGUACUUGUAGUUAAGGCAUUUUGUGGUUGACUGAACAUGGCACAUGUAAAUAAUAUUGCUGUUGGGCACUUCAUGUAACAUUGUGGCAAUGCUCAAUAUUAUAGUUUUUAUGUGUGUGUAUAAAAUAAUAAUAAAUAUAUGUCUUAAAUGGCCCAGACAAGUAGGAUACCCAAUGAGAGACUUUAAAGGCAUUUCCAUCUAUAUUUUUUGGGAAACACAGCCUUUAAAGUCCCACAUUGAAACUAAACGUCACCACUGUGUUAUUUAUAUCAGUGUCGUCCAGUCAAAGUAAACGAAGAACAAGAUAUACGAUCCUGACGACCCUAUUACCGUAGCCACAGAAGCGGCCAAUCAGCUCGCGACAACAAACACUUCAGGACCCCGAUACCGACCCCGGUGUGGUCAACGAUUUCCCGUAUCCAGCGCUUAUCGCUACUGACCCACGAGAGUCGAUUAUUUAUUUCACAUAUAAUCUUCUUAGACGAGGUCCUGAGCCGAUGUUUGUGUCAAACUGGGCACCCUCAGGCCUUAAAUUUUGUACCGGGUAAAAGCCCUCAGCGUUCCCUAUUUGUCCCCAUUUCUCAUGCCAUAUGCGACAAGUCUACAAUAAGUCACGUUGGAAAAAAAAAAAAACAAAGUAACGAGAUCAAACUCGCGUAAGCAAGUAUUUAUUAUUAGAGGACGCCACAGUAACAAUACUA
Molecule: messenger RNA, 5698 nt
Organism: Pectinophora gossypiella (pink bollworm)
Lineage: Eukaryota; Metazoa; Arthropoda; Insecta; Lepidoptera; Gelechiidae
Product: golgin subfamily A member 7
Exons: 4
Coding region: 191-679 (162 amino acids)
Biological process (GO): peptidyl-L-cysteine S-palmitoylation; protein targeting to membrane
Cellular component (GO): palmitoyltransferase complex
Source: RefSeq, a predicted model, not a curated record